This is a messenger RNA of Culex pipiens pallens (northern house mosquito), 5530 nucleotides long. RefSeq names its product repressor of RNA polymerase III transcription MAF1 homolog (gene Maf1). Gene Ontology annotation, cellular component: nucleus. Lineage: Eukaryota; Metazoa; Arthropoda; Insecta; Diptera; Culicidae. The record is from RefSeq and is a predicted model, not a curated record. Gene Ontology annotation, biological process: negative regulation of transcription by RNA polymerase III. Gene Ontology annotation, molecular function: RNA polymerase III core binding. The transcript has 3 exons. The coding region runs from base 1123 to 1818 and encodes 231 amino acids.
UACAGUUCAAGCGCUUGCCUAGAUCAGUCCUGACGAAUUUCUCCCGCAGAAGAAAACAAAAAUAGUCCCAAUUCGCAUGCCCUCUGCCCGUUUAAAGUGCGCCCAAAGUGUAAUUUCGUGCAUUACGAGUGCUUUGACGAACUGACCGCGUGCGUGAGCCGUGAUUUCGUGCGUGAAUUUGAGCCAAAAAAAGGCAGCGAAAAUGAUGGAAAAAUAUAAGUCCUCUUUGUACGAGUACAUGUAGCUGUGCGUGUGCUACCCACUGAGAGUGAGUUGGUGUUCGUGUGAGACCUGAGACAGAUUGCGUGUGUUGACAAAUAUUCCACACUGGGAAAAAUAAGUAUGCAGAUGUUUAUUAUUAUGACUCAACUUGGCUAGCCAAAAUCGAAGAAGAAGCAGAAGUUUCUGUGAAUGUGAACAGGGAAUCAGGAAAACCUGAACCACAGUGCGUGUUUGUGAAUAAAGCCCUCUUCCGAUUGAGGAAGUGUGAAGGACUUGACUUGCUGUGUUGUGACUACUUUUGGAAGUGGUGCCCUUAGUUGUCGCCCUCAAGGCUUAGAACAGUGACUUAAAGCGAAACAUUGGACAAACUCUUCAAUCGCGCAGUGAAUUUACUUGCUAGCGGUACUUCUAGUUACCGCCCGUUCCGGAGAUCGACCCUGAUUAAAUGUGCCCCCAGCGAACGCAGAAUUGCAGCAGCCGCCGAAUCGCCAGCACCAAGAUAUUAAAAAAGAGACUCUGUGUUCACCCCGCCACCAUGUUCAGGAUCGCGCGCGUCAACAACAGUCUCAUAAGUCAGCGGUCCCCCAAGAUGGUCAAGUACUCAGCAGUUCCGCAGGUCUUCCCGGCUUUGCCCCAUCACUGUUAAGUCCUCAGAUCUCCGCUGUGUGGAGGGUCGUUCGUGUGCAUCAACCAUCAUCAGAGCACACCAACUAGCUUAGUUUUGUAAGCCAAAACGGCAUCGUUCGAGGGUGUAGAAAAUUGUUCAAAAUAACAUAACAAAACGUAUAUUAGAAGCUAACUUAACCGUUACAUAAGCGCGCAAAGCAAACCAAACAUCUCUUCGAAGCUCACCACACUCAUCGCCCCAAAACAACACACUUAAUCGCCCAACGCCCCAAGAUGAAGCUGCUCGAGAGCACCAGCUUCGAGGCGAUCAACAACGCGCUGCACAUCCAAACCAGCGGCGACAGCGCCGUCAUCCACGGCAGAAUCGAGUCGUACUCGUGCAAGAUGGCCGGCAACGACAAGGCGCUGUACAAGCGCUUCACGUCCGAGCAGGCCCCGACCGACCUGCAGGCCCUGUCGCCGCCCCAAACGCUGCAGGAUCUGUCGCCGCAGAUCAUGCGCAGCUCGCUGUCCGGGGACGAGAGCGGCGCGACUCUGUGCGAUACCAUUUCGCGCAAGACGCUGUUCUAUUUGAUCGCGACGCUCAAUUCGGCGUUCGAGCCGGACUACGACUUUAGCGAUGCGAAGAGUCACGAGUUUAGCAAGGAACCGUCCCUGCAGUGGGUUCUCAACUCGAUCGAGAGCAACCUGUCGGCCGUGGCCGGAGAUCAGUACCACAAGAUUCGUACCGCGCUGUGGUCCACCAUCGAGGACGAGAUCUCGCUGAACGAUUGCGACAUCUACAGCUACAAUCCGGACCUCAACUCGGACCCGUUCGGCGAGCCGGGCUGUCUGUGGUCGUUCAACUACUUUUUCUACAACAAAAAGUUGAAGCGCAUCGUCUUUUUCACCUGCCGGGCCAUCAACUCGGUUUACGCCGACUCCGGCUUUAGCAGCGAUUUCGCGAUGGAAGAUGACGAGUGUUACUAAAAUGCGAUGAUAGCGGGAGCAGCUACAACUUUACUUUUUUUUUGAUGAAAACGCAUGAUUUAAUUUUUUUCCAACCACAAUUUUAAGAAAGACGGAGCAAUUAAGGCGAAGGGAUUCUAACACAAACCUGCAAAGUUUUUCCAAGUGAAGGAUUUUUUUUCUCUAUAUUUUUUUUCUUCGUUUAGAGUUAGAGAGUUGUUUGUUUUCUUUGCGAGGGCGAAAAGCCAGACUUUUUUUUGUGCUAAAAAUGACACCGAAAAGAAAGGAAAAAGGAAAUACUUAACCACCAUAGGCUAUCAAUGUUUGCUAAAGAAAGCACGAUUAUAAUUAUUACAGAUAUAUACAUAAAGAGUAACAAGUAACAAUGGAACAAUUUUGAACAAUUUUUGUAACACACCACACAGCACAGCACCGUUACGUGAAGGCAGGUGAGAGCUGCGGCGUGAGAAUUUACGUAACCGGUGAGUGCGCGAUGCUGGCAAUGUGUAGCCAACUGGAACAGCAAACGGCGCGGGGGGUGAGGAGCAAACAGUUUUUAGAUGUUUAAGGCAAAUAUAAUUAGCGAAAAAAAAAGCAAGGCAUGAUGCAUUGAUGACGGCCAGGAUAUGCACCUCCGGCAAUGCAACGUGUGUGCGGGGUGGUGGGCAAUGACCCUCUCGAUGAAGAAUUAAACGUUGAAAUUGUAUAGAAAUCGAAGGCUGCAACACACAUCAUGCACAUGCAAUUUACACAAACAUAUAUAUAUUACAAGGUACAUUACAGAAACGCGCGCGCCCGUUUGCGACUGCGAUGGAGCGAAAUUUGGGGCUUAUUCCGGUGUUGUUUUCCACCAAAAAAAAAAAAAAAAAAAACAAUAAUUGCAAAAAAACGAUCCUCGGAAGCGGUUCCAGAUUUCGUUCCAGCUCGCGGUCACCAGUUGGUGAGAUUGCCCCUGUUUUUGUCUGGCAGAGAGUUGCUUUUCCGAACGCGAAAAGCUUCCCCCCAGUUGGACUCUUCUGGGCGGAACAUUCACUGGCAAACAUUAACAGUUUAAAAGUACACUCAGUGAGAUAGGGCGGUAAAGAACUUCUUGAUCCCUUCGAAGCGGGGGGAGCCGCACGUGAGAACUAUCUGAUUGACUGUACUCUGUGAUAUUAGCUCGUAGGAAGAAGAGAGAAAACUCGUAGUUUUUAAUCGCAAAGUUUUUAUGCUUCAAAUGGAUGUGAAAUUUUUCUCUAUACUUAUACAAAUUACAACACAGAUUGCUGUUUUCCCCCCACUGAUCAAAAUUAUUAACAAAACUUUUCAAUUGCUUUGAAGGAAAACAAAAAUCAAAAAACUGCUCAGUUGAUCUUGGGUGAACCGGAAAACUCGAAAGAUGGCGAUGGCACCGCUCAACUCAUUUUAAACAUCAUCAUUAGCGAUUUCUGAAGUACAAAUUACAUAUUGUGAUAGGUAGCUUUAGGAGUAACAUUUGCGGGUGUCAUUCGCGAAAAGGAUUAAGGUUUGGCUCAGCUGAAAAGAUUGCUAGAAACGUCCGGUUCACCGUUUAGUAAAAGUUUGAAAUUUAAAGCUUAACUUUAUUUAAUUUUUUACCAGCUAAAACCAUUAAGAAUCACGAACGAAAAAUAAACUAUCAAUCGAGUAAACUUCAACUUAACCCUAACUCUUACAAUAAACUAACAGCUACAGUAAAAGCAAUAGAAAUCCCGAAAAAGCGAACAGAAAUCCCUUAAGAAAAACAAAAAAAAAACAUGCAAAAGGCACAUCAUUUGACAGACCGAAAGCGUUGCCCAAAUCGAUCCCAACCAACGUGCGUCACGUGCCGAAAAACAAAAACCCCGCGGUUGCGAGAUAGUGUUAGUUUGGCGUCGCCGGUAAAUAGGGCAACAAGCGGUUAUUUCGACACUAGAGGCAUCUCCACUUGAAGCAGUAAUUUUUUUCUUCAAUUUUGUUGAAAUGGAUGCAAAUUUGAUGAUGUCACAUGGAAAAAAUGUGUCGCAAAAUAAAGGUGCAUACGAGCGAAUUUUAAUUAAAUCGCGAUUAACUACCCUCGGCGGAGAUACCCUAAAUUUCGAUGAAUCGAGUACUGAAUAGGUCCAAAUCAGGUGUCCUGCUUAGAUAGUACCGCUCUUACGGUUAGUUCUGUUGUGCUUUUCGUUGCCACAAAUAGGACAUCGAGUUGUUAUUUCUACUCUAUUGGCAUCUCCAUCUCGAGUAGUUAUUUAUGUUUCAAACUGAAGAAAUCAGUGGCAAAUUUGGCUACUAACGUGAAAAAAAUUGUAUUUUUACGCGUAGCAAAAUAAAAUCCUAAAAGCAUCAAACUUUAAUCGUGUCACGAUUAACUACCCUCGGUGGAGAUGCCCUCAAAGUCGAUAAAUUUCCCAACCGAACUCAAAAUAGGCCCAAAUUAGGGUGCCCCGCAUAGAUAGCAGCGCUCUAACCCCUUAAGCCGCGGCGGCGAACAGAAAGUGAGAAACGAUUCAGAUAAAACGCAACAAAAAAUGAAUAAAACUGAAUGUCGACAACCUUCCGUGCAGUGCAACACGCCCCGAUUGCUUUAUCGAUAUCUCGUGCACCGCGGCCGGCACACGCCGACCGGCGUCCAAUUUCACUUUCCGUUUCUCUUUCUCUGUGUGUGUGUUUUCGGUCCAGGCACCUAUUCAGUUCGGCUUGAUUGACGUGAAAGGAAGGUAAAAGGCAUAAUGAAUAUUUGAUAUAAAAAUGCGAAAAAAAAAAUGUUUUCUUUAAAUUACUUUUGUUUGUUUCAAAUUUUGAUUUGAUACACAUUUUAAAAAUUUCUAAACAAACAGCUAUUUUGUCAAAUAUUCAUCAUGCCAAAUAAAAAAAAAAAGAUGAAAAAUUGUAACAGCAAAAAACCUGAUCUCAUUCAACAAGUUGCAAGUUAUUUCCAAGCGUGAAUCUUUAGUUUCUCGAAAUAACCCAACUUAUUGACAAACCAGCAGAAGGUUCCAGUUGCAUUCGUCACGUUCAAUUUGACCAGCGAUUAAGGUGAUGCUGACAGCACCGUUGUGGAUGUUUAGUACGGCUGAGAAUGCCCGUGUGGACGCCGGAGAGAUAAGCAAAAUGUCCAACUGAUAAGCGCCAGUUGUGCGGUGGUUUCGAAAAAGGCGCGAAAGACGCAAGUGACCGGUAGCUCGGGCUGCAACUCAUUCGAAUUUAUCUUUGCCUGUCGAUUUUAGGGACUUCCGGUGCAGUUGCGAGGGUGGCGUUUUCGGCAAGCGAUUGGUCUGUCUUUGAUGUGUCUGGGGCUGUUUAGUUUAGAUUUUUUUUUUUAAUUUUCGUAUUUUUUACUUUUAAGCAAGUUAGUAGUCACUCUUUCUUGAAAUAUAAUUCUCUGUUUAAACUUACGAUGAUUAUCAUGACCUAUGAAUUACAGAAAACAGUGAGUUAUACUUCAAGGAAGCGUAACUACACCCACUAACAUUGAAGUUGUUCUGAACUGACUGUGCUCAACUCAUUUGUGGAGUGGGCAUGAACUUAUUUCUUUUUUUUUCAUGAAUUUGAUUGCAAACAGUGUAAUAAGCAAAUAAAAAUAACAUUAUUCAACUUAAACAAGAGUAUGUUAAAUGCAAGAAAAAAUAUUACAUAUGAUGUUGUUUCAAUGAAUAUCAAAUUCUCUGUAGUAGAAAUAAUAUCUUGUAGAAACGUAAGAAAUUACAUACAUUACAUUAUCAAAUACCUUAAAACCAAUAAAAAUGCUAAAAAAGCA